AUGAAUGAUAAAUAUCAACAAUCAAAUAUUAUUCGUCGAUUUUGUAAAGAAUACAAUAUCGAAGUUCAAGAUAAACCCAUACUAACAUCUGUUUCUCGAUCUGAACGAAUAGAAAAUAAUGAAUUAUUAGUUGACGGUGAUACUACAAAUGAUAAUAAUAUUCACGUGUUGCAAUUUUCACCAAUUUCACCUGAUCAACAAAGUCCAUCAAAGAGAAAAGCAAAUCAAAUAUAUGAAUCUGAACAAUCACUUACAGAAAAUUAUCCACCAACUAAAAAACUUGCACGAGCUACUCGCCGUAAACGAUGA
Rotaria sordida is the source of this 309-nucleotide messenger RNA. The record is from the annotation of a GenBank genome assembly. Lineage: Eukaryota; Metazoa; Rotifera; Eurotatoria; Philodinida; Philodinidae.